Molecule: messenger RNA, 2483 nt
Organism: Caretta caretta (loggerhead turtle)
Lineage: Eukaryota; Metazoa; Chordata; Testudines; Cheloniidae
Gene: ADRA2C
Product: adrenoceptor alpha 2C
Biological process (GO): regulation of vasoconstriction; regulation of smooth muscle contraction; G protein-coupled receptor signaling pathway
Cellular component (GO): plasma membrane
Molecular function (GO): epinephrine binding; alpha2-adrenergic receptor activity
Source: RefSeq, a predicted model, not a curated record
CUGGGACGGAGCAUGCUCAGAUCGCCCGGGCAGGCAGCUGAUGGGGAGCCGCGUGUGAGAUUACAGCGGAGCGAGCGGGCAGCUGCGGCUUCGCGCCGAGCUCGCUCCGGCGCGGGGCGAACGGAGGAGGCGCCGCCGAAUGGGAUUGCCGCCGCCGCCGCCGCCUCGGAGCUCUCCGCGCAAGGGGCACUCGCCACUCCGCGGUGCUGGCUCCCUCCUGACCCGGGAGAGCGGCGCGGAGGGGGGGUAACCUGCACACCUGGGCGCCUCCUGACCUCCGCUGCCCGCCCCGGCAGGAUUACAGGAGCAGGGGGAAGGCAGAGCCCGCCCGGUGCCGGCCGUUCCUGGGCUCGGCCAUGUGCCUGGGUACUUAGCGAGGAGGAAAGCCUGCAGCCGGGGGAGGGGGCAGGAUAUUUUGUUUGGGGGGCGGAGGGGGAGCCCCGCUCUCCAGCUGGCUGUGUGACAGAAGGAAGCAGCCUCCUCCCCCCUGGUGGGGAUGAAGGCACCAACUUGGAGAGGCAGCCCCAGUGGCUUGGUCUCCGGGGCUGGGAGGUUGGCCCCCAUGGCUGAAUAGGACCCUCCCACUCCCACCAUGGAUCUGCUGGUGCUGAUGAACAUCAGUGUUGGCACCCCCAAUGGCUCCGUUGCCUUCCCCUCCACUUCGCCCCUGCAGCAGCCUCCCUCCCACUACUCCCCUGGGGCUGUGGCCAGUUUGGCAGCUGUGGUGGGUUUCCUGAUAGUCUUCACCAUCGUGGGCAACGUGCUGGUGGUGAUCGCCGUGCUGACCAGCAAGGCGCUGCGAGCCCCGCAGAACCUCUUCCUGGUGUCCUUGGCCAGCGCUGACAUCCUGGUGGCCACCUUGGUCAUGCCUUUCUCCUUGGCCAACGAGAUCAUGGACUACUGGUACUUCGGCAAAGCGUGGUGCAACAUUUACCUGGCGCUGGAUGUGCUGUUCUGCACAUCCUCCAUAGUGCACCUGUGCGCCAUCAGCCUGGACAGGUAUUGGUCUGUCACCCAGGCGGUGGAGUACAACCUCAAACGGACCCCACGGAGGAUCAAGGGGAUCAUCCUCACUGUCUGGCUCAUCUCAGCUGUUAUCUCCUUCCCCCCCUUGAUCUCCGUGUACCGAGACCCCGAGGAGGACCUCUUCCCCCUGUGCAAACUCAAUGAUGAAACCUGGUACAUCCUCUCUUCGUGCAUUGGCUCCUUCUUCGCCCCCUGCCUGAUCAUGGUGCUGGUUUAUGUCCGCAUCUACCGGGUGGCCAAGCUGAGGACCAGGACCCUUUCUGAGAAGCGCACGGUGCCUGAGGGCUCUUCCCUGUCUGAGAAUGGGCUGAGCCGGGCCCCUCGGGGUUGCACGUCACUGAGGAUGCAGCCAGGGGAGAAUGGACAUUACUCGGUGCACCAGUGGCGCAAAGCCUCAGAGCUGGAGGACAUUGAGCUGGAGGAGAGCAGCACCUCAGAGAGCAGGCGGAGGCGGAGCCGGGAUGAGCACCCCCGCAAAAGCAGUAAGAGCCAGUCCUUCUCAUAUUCCUACUCUUCCAAGCGCUCCAGCAAUCGCUCCAGGGAUCUCUUCUCCUCUCACCGCCGCAGGAAGCGCAGCAGCGUCUGCCGUAAGAAGGUCACCCAGGCCCGGGAGAAACGCUUCACGUUUGUGCUGGCUGUGGUCAUGGGGGUCUUUGUGGUGUGCUGGUUCCCCUUCUUCUUCAGCUACAGCCUCUAUGGCAUAUGCCGGAAGGCAUGUGAGGUCCCUGAGACUCUCUUCAAGUUCUUCUUCUGGAUCGGGUACUGCAAUAGUUCCCUCAACCCGGUCAUCUACACAAUCUUCAACCAGGACUUCCGCAGGUCUUUCAAACACAUCCUCUUCAAGAGGAAGAAGAAGAAUUUUUUGCACUGAGCUGGAGUGGAGGGGAAGGGUCUGCACUGACCUUGGGAGUGGAGAGGAGAGGAGAGGGGCCUGAGUGCUGGAGUAGAGUAGUGAAGAAGUGGGGGAUGUGAGUAAGGGUGUGAGUUCACUGACCUUGGAGUGGAGUGAAGUGGGGGUGGGGGAACCAGUGUUUGAGUAAAGAGGGAUAAAUAAUGAAGGGGAGGGGAGAUGAAUUUGCAUUUUGACCUUGGAGGGGAGGUGGGGAACCAUAAAGAAGAGGGUGGGACAUUAUGUUUCAGGCAUGACCACAACUGUAAAGGUCUCUGAGGUCUAGAAGCCAAUCAAUCAAAGAUGGGGAGAGGGAGGGAUGGGUUGGUGGUGGAGUGGGAGAUUUAUUAGCAGGUGUUUAUUAGCAGUUAGAGAAGCUGGGACUUGUGCUGGACUCAUCCCAGGAAGAAACCAGGUUUUACUGGUGAGGUGGGGGACAAGUGAGAAAGAAGAUGCCAGGUAAUAGCCACUGACAGUCUUUGAUAGUCUGAAAGGAUUUAAGUGUUUGCCAAAAAAAAUUCUAAAGAACAAUCCAAACUCUUUUCUAAAUAAACCUUUGUACUCUAAA